UACUACAUGCAAAUUUAACUCCUCCGGAAUUAUGACUGAUGAGCAGAUAUAUCCGCUACCGCCGGUCGUAAAAACGACAGACCGGGUUUUGUGUGGAUACGUAGAACGAGUUAACACUUUUCUUAUAAAUCACCAUGCGCCUCCAUCGGUUUUCGAGCUGCCGAAGCAAGCAAUGUCUGAUGGAAAAAAAACACGUGGAGCACCGUUCACAUGGAGAUGGACUAGGUCACAACAAAUGGUGCCAGUCGCCGGUACAGUUUUGAUUCUAGCGAUGGCAGUUUUUGAUUUACGGAUGCCUCCAUAAACUAAUGAAGCAAAACGCCCACUGGCCUAGAAAACGAAACGAACAAUCAAUAAUCCCACUCGACGGUCAGCGUAAAUAUUUUCGGUGUGCUGCUUCAACAAAAUCGAUCCACCAGGACCCAAACAGCGGGCGGCAAUAACAGUUGAAUUAUUGAUGCGCUAGCACUAUUGCCGCGAUAGAGCAUAGGGCGUACCCGUCCUAUGAUAAUGACUUUGACAAGAGGUUCCACUGCACUCACUAUCCCCCCAUCGCUGCAUCGGUUGGUCACGUCAAACAUAACCGUAUCGUAAAAUAGAGCAAAUAGUACUAAUCAUAAUUCUGUUCCCGCUACUUCAACCAAGUGGGGUGAAAAACGGAAUAAAGUUAUAAUUUUCACCCCUGCUAGCGGGUUACUGCUUAUUUUCACGCGAAAGGCAGGCGCACGCGAAUGAAUCACGGCAUACUAAGUGCAUCACGAGAACUUGUACUCAACACCACCGCCGCCAGCCGGUGUAGUAUGAAAACCGGAAGUGAUAAUAACCAGUCGCCGGUCGAUGGUAGCAGCAAAAGGAACGGGAAUGCAACGAAUCGGGAAGUGGUUGCUCGCUGGCGGGUUCCCAUGUAUGGGAAGAUACACGAGGUGGAAUUCGAGCAUGGUUCCGCAAGCGGAAAACGCGUGCUGUGGGUUGACAAAGAGGAAAUCUUUCGGCGGGAUUGGAUGUUCAAACUUGUCGGGGAGGAUACGUUCAAGCUGGAGGAUAAGCGGUGUAUCAUCAGGGUGGACCCUUUACCCGGUUUUAAGUACAGUUACUCGCUGUUUGUGGACGGUAAAUCGUACGAGCAGUUCUCUGAAUCGCAAGCCAAAGCACUCAAGACCUGGGAGGUCAAUUUGAGGGACAACUUCUACCGAAUAGUGUUAGAGAAGAACACGUUGAACAUUUACGUUAACGGAAAAUUAAUCGAAGAAAAUGGUGAGUUCGUAGAUGGCGGUACCGAGACCACUUUUAUCGAAGACAGCAACACAUUCGUGCUAAGCGCACGAACCAGUGGCAACAAGCGGGAAGGGAUUGUGCAUACGCUAACGAUAAACGGCGUAGCGGUGCAGGAUGCCGCGGCUAGCGGAGCGUCGUAGGUGAUAUGAAAUGAAGAAGAAAGUUUCUGUUAGUAGUAAUACUAUAAUGAAAAUGAA
Molecule: messenger RNA, 1472 nt
Organism: Topomyia yanbarensis
Lineage: Eukaryota; Metazoa; Arthropoda; Insecta; Diptera; Culicidae
Product: fas apoptotic inhibitory molecule 1
Exons: 6
Coding region: 732-1415 (227 amino acids)
Biological process (GO): canonical NF-kappaB signal transduction; positive regulation of neurogenesis; negative regulation of extrinsic apoptotic signaling pathway via death domain receptors
Source: RefSeq, a predicted model, not a curated record